AAGCGGCAAUAAAACUUUUCACAUAGACUCAAACGCGUAUUUUGUGGCAGCUCUCUGAAAAGUGUGAUUUUUUAUUUUUUUUGGGAUUGUGCGUAUAAUUUAAUUUGAACGGAGGCUGCAGGGACGCGGAGUCAGCGGCUCUCUGUCAAACACAGACUCGUUAAAGGUGUCAACAAAUCGUGGACUGACUGAAUUCACUAAAUAUCCACCGGUGUUUGUUUUAACUCUAAGUAUUGCGGCUUUUUAGACUCUCUUGCGUGUUUCAGGAUGAAUGAAGAAGAGCUGGUGGAGUACUUCAGGGCUCAGAUGAGGAAAGACCCGGACAUGGCCUCUGCUGUGGCCGCUAUCCGCACUCUGCUAGAAUUCCUCAAGAGAGACAAAGGGGAAACCAUCCAGGGCAUGAGGGAGAGCCUGACGGGGGCCAUAGACUGCCUGACAGGAGUGGACUCCUCCGUGGCCGUGUCCUCAGGAGGAGAGCUCUUCCUGCGCUUCAUAACUCUCACAUCACUGGAGCACCAGGAUCUGUCUCGCUGUAAGAAGGUGAUGGAGGAGAGAGGAGAACUGUUUUUAGAGAAGAUCUCAAUGUCCAGGGCCAAGGUUGCUAAGCUCUGUCACACCUUCAUCAAAGACGGCGCUAAAAUCCUGACUCACUCGUACUCCAGAGUCGUCCUCCGGGUGCUGGAAAAAGCUGCAGCUGAGAAGAAACGCUUCUCUGUCUAUGUGACUGAAUCGCAGCCUGACUCAGCCGGACGACAGAUGGCAGAAGCCCUGAGGAAACUCAACGUUCCAGUCACAGUAGUCCUGGAUGCAGCUGUGGGGUAUGUCGUGGAGAAAGUAGACCUAGUUAUCGUCGGUGCAGAGGGAGUUGUUGAGAGCGGAGGGAUCAUCAACAAGAUUGGCACUUAUCAGAUGGCCGUGUGCUCUAAAGCUCACAACAAGCCCUUCUACGUCGUGGCAGAGAGUUUCAAAUUUGUCCGUCUCUAUCCGCUCAACCAGCAGGACGUGCCAGAUAAAUUUAAGUACAAAGCGGAUACCCUGAAGACCUCACAGAACCUGUCAGAGGAGCAUCCGAUGAUCGAUUACACACCUCCCUCCCUCAUCACCCUCCUCUUCACCGACCUGGGAGUCCUCACCCCGUCUGCUGUCAGCGAUGAACUCAUCAAGCUUUAUUUAUAACUGGGCCUCACAACUUUCAAUAAAUGAAAAAGUGAACAAAUGUCA
Messenger RNA from Micropterus salmoides (largemouth bass), 1221 nucleotides. It is a transcript of the gene eif2b1, whose product is annotated as eukaryotic translation initiation factor 2B, subunit 1 alpha. The transcript is spliced from 9 exons. The coding region runs from base 268 to 1176 and encodes 302 amino acids. Gene Ontology annotation, biological process: translational initiation. The record is from RefSeq and is a predicted model, not a curated record. Gene Ontology annotation, cellular component: eukaryotic translation initiation factor 2B complex. Lineage: Eukaryota; Metazoa; Chordata; Actinopteri; Centrarchiformes; Centrarchidae. Gene Ontology annotation, molecular function: guanyl-nucleotide exchange factor activity; translation initiation factor activity.